Messenger RNA from Acanthosepion pharaonis, 1635 nucleotides. The record is from the annotation of a GenBank genome assembly. NCBI's taxonomy places the organism in Eukaryota, Metazoa, Mollusca, Cephalopoda, Sepiida, Sepiidae.
AUGGAAAAUAAUCGUUUGAACAAGGAUUAUUUGAGUUUUUUUCUUACUUUCUUCCUUUUUCGUCUCUGUCUUUCUUUCUUCGUUCUUUUUUCUUUCUUUUUACGUUUCUUUCUUUAUCCAUUCUAUAUUUCUUUCUUUCUCUCUUUCUUUCUUCGAUUCUUUCUUAAAUUCUUUCUUUCUUCCUUUCUUCGUUUCUUUCUUAAUUUCUUCGUUUCUUUCUUUUUCCUUUCUUUCUUAAUUUCUUUCUUUCUUCGCUUCUUCCUUUCGUUCAUUUCCUUUAUUUCUUUUUCCUUUGUUUGUUUGUUUGUUUGUUUGUUUGUUUCUUUGUUUCUUUCUUUCUUUCUUUCUUUCUUAGUUUCUUGUUUUCUUUCAUUCUUUUCCUCUCUUUCUUACUUUCUUUCUUUCUUCAUUUCAUUUUUCUUUCUUUCUUCGAUUCUUUGUUUAUUUCUUCGUUUCUUUAUUUCUCUCUUUAUCCUUUCUUUUCCUUUCCUUUCUUUCUUUCUUUCUUUCUUACAUUCUUUCUUCAGUUCUUUCUUUCGUUCAUUUUCCUUUGUUUGUUUGUUUCUUUCUUUCUUAGUUUCUUUUUUAUUUCAUUAUUUUCCUCUCUUUCUUUCUUUUUUCUUUCUUUCUUCCUUUUUUCAUUUAAUUUUCCUUCUUUCUUCGAUUCUUUCUUUAUUUCUUCGUUUCAUUAUUUCUGUCUUUAUCCUUUCUUUCUUUCUUCUUUGUUUCUUUCUUUUCCUUUUUCGUUUUUUCUUUCUUUCUUUUUCCUUUAUUUCUUCGUUUCUUUCUCUUUUCUUUUCUUUCCUUUUUCUUUCUUGUUUCUUCCUUCCUUACUUUCUUCUUCGUUUCCUUCCUUCUUUUUCUUUCUUUCUUUCUUUUUCCUUGAUUUCUUUGUUUAUUUCUGCGUUUCUUUUAUUCUUCGUUUCUUCCUUUUUCCUUUCUUUUUUCUUUUGUUUCUUUCUUUUUUGUCCUUUGUUUGUUUCUUUAUUCGUUUUCUUUUUCUUUCUUUCUUUCUUUCUUUCUUUUUUCUACCUUCUUUUCUUUCUUUCGUUCUUUUUACUUUCCUUCUUUCUUUUAUCUUGUUUUCUUUCUUCUUCGUUUCUUUCAUUCUUCUUUUCUUUCUUUCUUUUAUGUCCUUUGUUUUCCUUCUUUCUUACUUCUUUUCUUUAUUUCUUUUUUCUUUCUUUUUUCUACCUUCGUUUCUUUCUUUCUUUUUAUGUUCCUCCUUUCUUUUUCCUUGAUUUCUUUCUUUCUUUCUUCGUUUCUUUCAUUAUUCGAUUCUUCCUUUUUCCUUUUUUUUCUGUUUUUCUUUCUUUUUUGUCCUUUGUUUCUUUCUUACUUUCUUUCUUUCUUCGUUUUUUAUUUCUUCGUUUUUUAUUUCUUUUUUCUUUCUUUCUUUUUUCUACUUUCGUUUCUUUCUUUCUUUUUACUUUCCUUCUUUCAUUUUCCUUUCUUUCUUUAUUCUUCCACCGUUUCUUUCUUUCUUUCUUCCUUUCGAUCCUUCCAACCCAUCCUAUUCUUUAUGAUUUCCUCCUCUGCCCGUUCUCUUCCUUCCUUCCUCUCAACCAUCGAUUCUUCCUGUAUCUCAAAAUCGUCAUAUCCGUUGGAAUAUUAUUCCGCCCACCGACUUUCUGA